Messenger RNA from Ambispora leptoticha, 3150 nucleotides. Lineage: Eukaryota; Fungi; Glomeromycota; Glomeromycetes; Archaeosporales; Ambisporaceae. The record is from the annotation of a GenBank genome assembly.
AUGAAUGAGUCAUUUCGCCAAAUACCCGGUCUUUUCAUGCCGAUAAACUCGGUGGUAAAGGACCAAGCUGGAUAUACGGAUUUCGUGUUCAAAGGAAAAUCCGAACAGAUGCUCAAAGUAUGUGAGUACCUGGACGAACGUGGCUUCAUACCAAAGGAUCUUGUAAACAAUGAAGUUUCUUGGUUCUACGGAAACCUUGGUAUUGAUGACAUGUACUUUGGCGGUGAAAGUGUUGAAACCAUCGCUAAUCAUAUUCUAGCGUUAUACGGCGCAAAGAUCUUCGCCUAUACAAAAAAUGAAAACGCGCUUGAUAUUAACCUUGAACGCGAAACCGAUGAUGGAGCUGUCUACAUUCACACUUCAAGCCCCGGUGUCUCACAAUUGCAUGGACCUCAACAUGAAAGAAGAAUUGAUGAAAGAUAUCUUGAUGUAAGUACCACCAGUCGAGCCUACCGUCUAGAAUCUUAUCGUUCGCACGGGAACGUAUCCCCAUCAGUCAACACGCAGCUUCGUUGUUACUUUGUGGCUAAAUGUGAUUUCGUGAAACUUGAUCCAACUCCCGAGGAAGAAACUGAUAUUCGUGUUGUAGGCGACAAAACAUUUUUGGAAAGAGCCACAGAAAACACUCUGGAAAUUUAUCAGAAUAUUAUGAAAACAGUGUUGUCCAGGACUGGUCCCGUGAUUGAAAUGUUUGAAGUGGAAGCCAGUCGUGAACGUCGUCUUGUGAUUGGAUAUCGACAGCAUAGUACACAAUCAUUCUUUUCCGCUAUGUCUGAUCUUUAUCAUUUUUAUAAUUUAUACUCUACGCGUAAAUAUGUUGAGCAAUUCUCUAAUGGCGUCACUAUAAUGAGUUUAUAUUUGAACCCAUUGCCAAACACACAAUCCGCACCAAUUGAGCACACAAUUCAUCAAGUAAUCAAAGAAGCGUCAUUGAUCUAUUGUCUUCCCACCACGCCAUUGCAAUCAUUCUUCCAAACUGGAACACUUUCCGUGCAAGAAGCAAUUUACGGCUACGUAGGUUGGAUUUUCUCACAGCAUUUUCUCAAUCGACUUGGUAAUGAAUAUGUUAGUUUGGCAAAUAUCAUGGAUAAUAAUAAUCCUGUCCAUGUGGAAGUUCUAUCAAAGAUCAAAAAGAGAUUACGUCAAGACACGUUUACUCGUGAAUACGUUUUGGAUAUUGUUAAACGGUAUCCGGAGUUGAUUCAUUGGUUAUAUAUUAAUUUUGCCUUGACGCAUUAUGUCAAUCCGCGAGCUCAACCCCUAGAACCAAGUUUAUCAUAUCAACGGUUGCAAACUGAUGUCGUACUUACCGAUGAUGAACUGCUGGACAAGAUUAAAAAAACCACCAGCAACACCCACGAGCUCAUGGUUUUUGAAUCAUUCUUGAUAUUCAACAAACAUUGUCUAAAAACAAACUUUUAUCAACCAACAAAAGUGGCAUUAUCAUUUCGCCUUGACCCCUCUUUCCUCCCAGCCAUUGAAUACCCCACGAAACUAUUUGGCAUGUUCAUCGUCAUCGGUUCGGAAUUUCGUGGAUUUCAUUUACGUUUCCGCGAUGUAGCACGCGGUGGUAUUCGUAUAAUUCGAUCGAGAAACAAGGAAGCCUACAGUAUAAAUCUUCGAUCGUUGUUUGACGAGAAUUACGCGUUGGCCGCUACGCAACAACGAAAGAACAAAGAUAUUCCGGAAGGCGGGUCCAAAGGAACAAUCCUUUUAGAUAUCGGCCAGCAAGAUAAGGAUAGAGUCGCAUUUGAGAAAUAUGUUGAUUGUAUACUCGAUCUCCUGAUUGUCGGAAAGACUCCCGGAAUCAAGGAGGUGAGUAAUGACCGUCGCCAUCGCAUUGCAAAAGAUUCACCACAAUUGUUUGGUCAAUAUGAGAAAAUUGUUGAUUUAUAUGGCAAACCAGAAAUCUUAUUCUUUGGUCCCGACGAAGGAACAGCAAACUUCGUUGACUGGGCAAGCGCACACGCAAAGAAACGAGGUGCACCCUUCUGGAAAGCCUUCACCACCGGAAAAAGUCAAUCGAUGGGUGGAAUACCGCACGACAUGUACGGUAUGACCACCCGAUCAGUACAUCAGUAUGUGCUGGGAAUCUAUCGAAAGUUGGGUCUUAAGGAAGUAAAAAUCACCAAAUUCCAGACUGGUGGUCCGGAUGGCGAUCUUGGAAGUAAUGAAAUAAAGAUUUCAAAGGAUCGAACUGUUGCCAUUGUUGAUGGAAGUGGUGUCUUGUGUGAUCCGGAAGGAAUUGACCGUAUAGAAUUGAAGCGACUUGCAAAUGAUCGAUUAAUGAUUAAUCAUUUCGAUCUAUCGAAAUUAUCACCUAAAGGAUUCCGGGUGCUUGUAGAUCAGUCAAAUGUCAAAUUACCAAAUGGACAAGUGAUAGAAGAUGGUCUUGUAUUUAGAAAUAACUUCCAUUUAACAACACUUGUGUCUGCCGACUUGUUUGUACCUUGUGGUGGUCGACCAGAAUCAGUAGAUCUCAACAAUGUAAACCUUUUACUCGAUCUUCACGGUAAACCAAGAUACAAAUAUAUCGUUGAAGGUGCCAAUCUCUUCUUCACCCAAGAAGCCCGUCUUCGUCUCGAACAAGCGGGUGCUAUCAUCUUUAAAGACGCCUCGGCAAAUAAAGGAGGCGUCACGUCAUCCUCACUUGAAGUUUUAGCUGCUCUUUCAUUAACUGAUGAAGAGUUCGCUAAAAACAUGCAAGUUAAAGAAGGAAUAAUCCCACAAUUCUAUCAAGAAUACAUCAAAGAAGUGCAUCGUAUCAUUGAGAAAAAUGCUGAACUGGAAUUCGAGUGUAUAUGGCGCGAGCACCGAAGAACCAGCAAAUCACGAUCAAUCAUCUCGGACGAACUAAGUCUCGCGAUUGUGGAUCUCAACGAGCAACUUCAACAGUCUAUUCUCUGGCAAAAUGUCAAUCUACGAAAAGCGGUGCUUCGUGACGCGUUCCCACAGUUGUUGCUCGAUCGAUUGGGAUUGGAUACUUUGUUGGAGCGAGUGCCUGAAGCGUAUGUACGUGCAAUCUUUGGAUCAUACCUUGCGAGCCGCUUCGUCUAUAAAUAUGGAACACACCCGUCGCAGUUUGCUUUCUUUGAGUUUAUGAAUCCUUUCUUUGCUAAGGUUUCCGAGUUUGGGCAGUUUAGUAACUAA